Molecule: messenger RNA, 5101 nt
Organism: Rhipicephalus sanguineus (brown dog tick)
Lineage: Eukaryota; Metazoa; Arthropoda; Arachnida; Ixodida; Ixodidae
Product: centrosomal protein of 152 kDa
Exons: 21
Coding region: 227-3181 (984 amino acids)
Biological process (GO): centriole replication
Cellular component (GO): centrosome
Source: RefSeq, a predicted model, not a curated record
GGCGUCUGUUUUGUUUUGUACGAGCGGCAGGCUGGUUCACAUUUUUGUUUACUAAGUUGAUCCGGCUACCGCGCAGCCAGCUCCUCGACGCUGUUACGUUUUUCAUCUUGCCCGGUUGUCCCCGUUUGUGCUCUCCACAGAUGGCACGAGUUCCUCGAGACUGCAAGCCUGCUCUCUAGGCUCUGCGAACGGUGUGUGCCCGCCAUCGGGCUGACCGGCUGCUUCAAUGGAGCCGGGCAUGAGCUUGCUUGGUGCCGCUGAUGAACUGAAGUUCGACAUCGACCACGAUGAAGAAGACGAGGCUUCUGCAGAAGUUAGGAGAAAAGCAGAAGAGCUGCAACAAGCAGUUGCAAAUGGCUUUGAUGACCUGGAGGGACUGUCAGAUGACGAUGAUGAAGACCUUUCUGCUGACCAGUACUUCAAACCCCCUGGAGUUAUUGGUUAUGGUGCAACAACUUCUACUCCAAAUCAGGACGGGCAGAACUACGCGAGGAAGCCUUUUUCCACGCCACACUAUGGCGUGGCCGCCCACCAGAACGUGCCUGGAACUCACGUCCCCGAGUUCAACACGUAUUCCGACAACUACACCAAUGGCCUGGAUCUUGGGAGUCCUAUGCUGCAGGGCUACGGCAUGGGUGACGGCUUGAAUGGAGGAAGCAACGGCAUGCACCAAAAUCCUUCUGCACCCCUGAACGGUCAGCAGCCUACUCAUUCCCACGGGACUGCCUUGACAAAUCAGUCAGAUGACUAUGUUCAGCUCGAAGUGAUGUACAAGGCACGAACGAGAGAAGUCGAACGACUCAAGUUUGAGCUGGAAAAUGUGCGAGAGUCGUCUAGAGCGGAGAUCACAUCAUUGCAGGACAAGGUGACUACCUUGCAAGCCAGUGCAAAGAUGUACAUGGAGAACUGGAACCAAGCAAACCAGGCCUUAGCAAACAAGACCACCGAGAAUGCCGAGCUGUCUGUCAAGCUUUCCACACUCCAGAACCAGCUGGAAAUUGAAACUAAGUGCAGAGAGGAGCACAUUGAGAAGAUGAAAGUGGCGGAGGCCACCAUCAAAAUGCUGCAAGAGCAGGUUUCAGAGUUGAGCAGCUCAGAUGCCCUCGUGCACCUGAAGAGAGACUAUGAUAACUUGUUGCAAACACGGAAGCAGAAACACCAGGACGAAGUGUACAACUUGAACGAGAAAAUUGACGAACUGAGCCGAAGCUUGGCCGCAAAAGGUGAUGAACUACGGAUGUGCAAGGCUCGUUUCGAGGAGCGCGAGAGGCAGUUUGAAGCGAGGCUUUUGGAGAAAGCUGACACCAUCAACCAGCUCACGCAGUCGCUGAGCAGCAGCCAGAAGCAGUGCCAAGAGUUCUUGGAAAACCGGACACCCCACGAAUCGAGACAGCUCCUUGAGCAGUUCCAGGUCCUCCAAGAAGAAAGGGGCAAGGAGAGACAGAGAUUAAAACGACUAGAGGAGGGAGUCGACGACCUCUACCAGCUUCUUGUACCCAAGGCAAACAUGGCGCUCUGCAAUCCUGAACUGUCAAAGAGUGACGACAACCUAGCGGCUCGGUCGCUCAGUAAGCCAUCCUCUGAGGAUCCUAUGUGGAAGGUGCGCCUGUGCUGCCGUGAGGUUGGCCACCUUCGCUCUGAGGUCCUAAGGGCAAGGGACGGGCUCUCGCUCGCUGACAAAGAGCUUGACGCACUCAGGAGAAAGCUGGAAAUGGCAGAGAAUGAAGUAGCGAGGUUACAGGAAAAGCUUCAGGGCAGAGAUGGUUCGGAAACAGAGUCCCAGUUUCAAGACAUGAAGGACGAACUGACAAGGAAGGUCCAGACCUUGGAGGCCAAGCUGUGUCAGGCUGAGGCUGCCUGUGAGCAGCUGAAACAGCAAGAACGUCAGCUCCUGCUUGAAAGAGAGUCUUUCCUAAGGUCCUGUGCCGAAGACAAGGCUCAGGCAAUUGAAACGUGCAAGAACUCGAUCCUGGAAAUGCAUCAUGGUGCGAUGAAGAGGCUGAGGGAAGAGCUGCUGUCCUUGUCGGAACGUGAAAAGGAGCAGGUCAUCCGAGAAUACGAGGCAAGAAUACAGGAGUUGAACUCCAAUUACAGCACCUUGCAGCAGACCAUCAAUGACGUGAAAGAGCUCUACAUAAGGAGUUGUGAAGAAAAACGUUUUCUUGAGUCCCAGAUCCAAGAGCUGACUAGCAGAGAGGAAAUUAUUAAGCAGGACAUUGAAGAGAGGCUUCACAAGGAGUUCAAAGAAGUCCUGCAGAAAGCUCGGCCAGUGUGGGAGGAAGAGAUGAUGAAGGACUUCAAGCAGCAGCUUGAGCAGGAGAAACAGAAGUGGCGGAAGGGCUUUGACACCGAAAAACAGGCUGCCCUGGCAGAACUGACGGAGCGGCUUGCCCGGGAGUGUGAGCAGCGCCAUUCUCAAAAGGCUGAAAAAGAUGUCCAGGAGCAAAAGGAAGCCUUGGUUCAACAGAGAGAGAUUCACCACUGGAAAGAGACGGUGUCUAAGCUGCAAACACUGGUUGAAGAAAAAGACUGCGAGCUGCAACAAGCGCUGGCUGCAUCGGCAGAGAGGGAGUCACAGCUGAAGCAGAAGCUGGUGAAGUUCCAUAAGAAGGUUCAGGAGGUGAAGCGCGAGGGCAAGGAGCAACUGCUUGCUCAGGAGAAGCAGCAUGCCGACAAACUGGCGACGCUCACCACGCAGCUGCAGCAGCUCCACAUCCAUCCGCACGAUGGCCUCACGAGUAGCAAUCAGAAGAGCAUGGUGGAAAUGAUGGAUAAAUGGAGUGCCUGGUUUAUAGAGUGCCUGGACAAGGUUUACAAGGACAUCUGCACUUACACAGAGCAAGCGGAAAAAGCGAAGAGUUCCGAGAUGCGUCAGCUUCUUCACGGCUACCAUCAGUACCUCCUCACGCAACAGCUGCAGAGUGACGAGAACAUUCCACCAAGACCAGCGGCCACACCUCCGUUGCAACGGCUGCAACCACAACCACGAACUACGCCUCCAGAGAGACUUUUCACCGGGAAGUCUGAGCACGCGCGCUCGAUGUUUCCCUCUCGUCUCGCCUCCAGGAGUGUGAAGGACUCUGCGGCGAAGUCGCACUCCAAGCCGGUGGACUUGGACCUUUCUGGUGUUUCGGACGGAAGUGUGUUUCUGCCACCGCCUUCUCCCAUCAAAACGUCAUAGUUCAGCGUGAGAGUGCCAGCUCGAAUUCCUGCAAAUGUGUGAAGUGCGUGCAUGUGUGGGAAGCACAGAAUCCCGACUUCAUUUCUCUCUUUUUCGUGUACAUUUAAAUCCAAAGGCGUAGGUACCCGAAAAUCUGCCUAAUUGCAGCUUGCGCAGGUUGCAGAUGUGGAAUUUUGUGCGAUUUCCAUACAAGAAAUGCUAGAAAUAUGCAGUUACGACAAUGUGUGCAGUUCCAUUUCAUUCGGAAUGAUGAGUGCUUACCAUGGUGCCAACGGAGGCGAUAGUACCCUGUAAACAAGUGCCAUGAAAUCUGAUGUAAGUCGGGAAAGUACAAAUGCGUUGGUACUGCCUUUUGAGCAGGUUGUUUGUUGUGUGUGGCUAGCAUGUGUAAAAAGUUUGUACAGCCACUGCAUAAUUUUACCCUUGUCCCAUGGUUUCUGUGUUGGUUGCCAAGCACUGUGUAUACAGGCAGACUGUAUUUUCGUGACUGUUUAUGAAAAAAAAGUAAGCCUGAAAUGUUUCAUUGAAGCUGUUCCUAUUUCCCGUUGUAUGCUGCACUGUGUGGUAGUUAGGUUCCAGUUGCAUUGCACUUGUGGUUGUAAAUACACCGACGUUAAAACACCUCCGUCAUUUACUGUUUGGCAUGGAACAUCGAGCACUCCCAUUUUAUGACUGUAUUACCGUAUUAUGGAAACUGUGUUGCAAAUUGUGUGCAAACCUGGUGAUGUGCCAUUUACUCAUUUUGUGUAGUUCACGUCAUCCUCAUCAGUAACAUUCACUCAUUCUUACUCCUGUGUCGUAUCCUUGCAUAUAUUUUAUAAAACAUACUCAUGGGGGCUCCUAGCACAUGCAGGGAUGUUGACAAGGCCAUAUACAUGGCCCUGUUUUCACAUUGUACUUACAAAUUUUCUUAUUUUAUGGUAUCUCGGUGGUGAAUUGAACUAGCUAUACUUGUGCACUUUAUGUGUAAGACAUAUUCUCACGUUUUCUUAUUUAUCAUGCGUAUUUUAAGCUCAGUAUUGAAUGCAUUUACCACUUUGGUGCCAAGGGAAAUCCUGUUAUUCUAGUGCUUUAUGUCUAAACCAUAUGCUGUACAUACCUUCUUCCACUAUCUGUACUUUGAAUGGUUUCGGUUUUGUUGUUUAAUCUGUUGGGAGUUUUAAUUUUUACUUUACAACCUUUCCUGUUUUUCUUUAGGCUUUUAAUGCAAUUUUACCUGUGGGAAUGCAGGUGAAUAAAACAGCAUUAUGAAAAUGUUUUAAUUUUUAAAAUGGGACUAGGUCAGUAGACCUGAAUGUUUUUUUUUUUCAUGCUUUCACAGGAUAUAAUGCAUUAUUGUGGGAUUUCAUGCUUGAAUACAUACACUGUUUUGCUAAUUUAUAAAUCCAGAAUACCCGCCACGGUGGUCUAGUGACUAUGAUCGAAUCCCGGCCUCGGCGGCCGCAUUUCGAUGGAGGCGAAGAUGGUUGAGGCCCCGUGUAAAGUUCGAAAAUCGAAGAUCCCCAUUUAGGUACACAUUAAAAAACACCAGAUGGUCAAAAUUUUGCGGAGCCUUCCACAACGGCGGUCCUCAUAAUCAUAUCGUGGUUUUGGAACGUAAAAUUCCAGCAAUUUUUAUUAUUACUAGAAAUCCGGAAAGUUGCAGCAUUAAAACAGCUUUUUUUCUCAACAUACACUGCUUGGAUCAUCCUAUGUGCCAAAUUUCACACGUUUAGGCUGCGGAAUGCAGCGCUUUAUUAAUACUUUUUCUUAAUGACGAUCUUUUAUUACCGCGUUCCGUGGGAAUCUUGAAAUAGCUUACUUUCGUGUUGACAGCUAAGGAAAACAAAAGUGAAUUGACUUCGCGGAUUCAUUUUCAAUUUACCUGCGUGUGUUUGCGGCAUCUCGAUGCAUUUGAAUAAACUAUUGUUACGAACCUUG